GGGAGAAUGGGGCGGCAUCCGGGCAGCGCCGACUGAGCGGCUUCUGGGGGCCGGGGCUGCGCCGCGCUGCGGGCGGCCGGGCUGGGGCGGGCGGGCGAGCGCCAUCCGGCAGCGGGCGGCGGCGGCGGGGGCGCCGCGCCGCGCCGGCGGGGGGCUGCGAGCCGCCGGCGGCGCCCGGCGAGGAGGGGUCGGCGGCGGCGGGCGGCGGCGGCGGCGGGCGGCGGCGGGGGCUGCCCAGGGAUUGUCUCGCUCGCUCCGCGGCAAGAAAGUUGGGCGGCGAGCGCGGCGGCGGCGGCGGCCCCCCCGCCGCGGUGCGCGGCGGCCGGAGCGGGGCCCCGGAGCGGCGCUGCCCCCGGGGAGGGGGCGCCGCGCCUGGAUUAUCCCGAGCUGGGUCGAGCCUCCUGGAUCUGCCUCUCUCUUCCGCGCCGAGUGAAUCCGAGGUGUCCUCGUCCUGAUCCAGAUAUAUUCCCCCCCCUCCUCUCUUUUUUUUUUUUUUUUCCCCUCCCCUCCUCUUCCCGUCUCUGCUUUUUUUGGGGGGUGGGGGGGGCGGGGGGUGGAAAUUUGUCAAGGUCAUUCCGUGGAUUUAAUAUUUUUUGUGUGUGUGUGCCGCUCGCCCCACCGCCACCGCCACCCAGCCUUGCUCUGUGGAUUAUCAUCGCCCUGGAUCCGAGGGUCUGAACAGCAGGAUUUUUUUUGUUGUUGUUGUUGAUUUUUUUUAAUUAUUAUUAUUUUUUAAGGGCUUCGGGGUUUGGAGAGGGGAAGCGGUGAGUUGGAGGGGGGCGACUUUUCUCUUCCCCCCCCGCGCCCCCACACCCCCACACCCCCCCCGCGCCCGGCCUUCUCUUUUUUUUUAAUUUUUAAUUAUUUUUAUUAUUAUUAUUAUUAUUUUUAAAUUGUUUUGAUUUGCUGCUUCUUCGGCAAUGGAUGGGAAAAUCCGGCAGAGCCGGAGGUCGAGGUCGCAGCGGGACCGCGUGCGGCGGCGGGAGGCGGCGGCCCGCGACCCGCGGAACCAGAGCCCUUCCUCGGGCUCCGAGAAGGAGCCGAGCCCCGGCAAGGAGAACGGCGGCCAGAACUGCACCGCCCCGCGGGGCCCGCCGCCCGCCGCCCGCGCCGCCCGGCCCCCGCGCCGCCGCCGCCGCGAGUCCAGCUCCCAGGAAGAGGACCUGAUCGAUGGCUUCGCCAUAGCCAGCUUCAACACCCUGGAAGCCCUGGAGAAGGACAUGUCGCUAAAGCCUCAGGAGCGGAAGGAGAAAUGGGAGAGGCAUCCAGGAAAGAAACCUAGAGAGUCUGAAAACUGUGUGUCUGCUGAGCCGAGUGAAAAUGGCCAUAAUAAUGAUGCUGGAAGCUCCGAGAGAGAGGCAGAAAGAGGCAAAGAACGGAUGAAGAAGAAACUCCCCUUGAAGCUAUCCAAACAGAUGAAGGUCCCUACAAGCAGAAGUGGCAGAAAUAGCGAGGAAGACAGCAUCAGGGAGGCCACAAGCUCUCAGCGGAGCAGCUCAAGGGACCGUCUCAGUGAUAGUUCUGCUCAAUCGCUUUCAGGAAGAGGCUACUCCUGUGACAGCGAGAGUGAUAUUGACGAUAAGACCGCAACGGAACAGGAGCUGACUCGUAUCAGGAGUGCCUUGAUAACAAGCAAGGCUUCUGUAGGCUCUGAAAAGCUGUUCUCCCCUGCAGCAAAUAAAGGUCCCACCUUGAAUGACAAGCCAGAAGCGAAAGCAGCCAAUGUCCCAAAGGUGUCUGGGCUAGAGCGGAGCCGGGAACUGAGCACCGACGUGCCCUUCGCCCUGCCUAUCCCCAGCCCCCAGCCAGUAGCUGCCGUUGUGACUUCUACUUCCUCAGCGCCCACGUCGAGCGCCAGAGCAAGCCCACUGUUGAAGAAGGAGCCAGUGAUUUCAGCACCAGCACCACCAAGGCUCACGCCUCAGCCGCAGCCUCGGCCACAGUCACAACCUCAACCUCGGCCGCAGUCGCAGCCUCAGUUAAUACCCGAGCUUCGGACCCAGCCUCCGAGUCACAUCCCUCCACCUCUCAAUUACCAAGUGCAUCACCAGGUGGCCCACAACGGACUCAAUAAUCUCAGCCGGAGCAGCAGUGCUAGCAGUGCAACAAGCAUCAGCCUCCCGAAACACCUUCCCCUCUCUCCCCAGAUUCCUCCGCACCAUUCCUCCGGCCCGGCUCUGCCCCUCUCCAUCUCUAAUCUUGCUACCUCGCACUUCUCUCUCAGAUCGCAGACCCAACACCAGCACCAUCCGGCCAUGUUCGCCACCCCACCCACGCUGCCACCUCCACCAGCGUUACCUACCAACAGCCUCGUGAUACCAGGUCACCCUGCGGAUACCAGCCUGUUGAUAUCAUUCAACCAACCAAUCAUGUAUUGCCAGCCUCAUUCGGGGAUUCUGAUUGGUACUUUGUCACAGGCAUCUCUCUUACCUCCACCAAUGAGUCCUCACGUAGAAAACCACCACAGCAUGACCUGCAGAAACAGGGAAUGCCAGGUGAAUAUUGACUCUUUCUCCUCCGUCUUUGUGGUACUCACAGGCCCACGGGCCUCUGUGUCUUUUUUUUUUCUCUCUCUCUCUCCUCUAGAUCACGAACUGCUCAGGCAAGAGCUGAACAACCGGUUUUUGGUUCAGAGUUCGGACCGGGCCGCUGCCUCACUUGGCCCGGUGCCGCUGCUGAGAGCGGAGUUUCACCAGCACCAACACACGCAUCAGCACCAACACACCCACCAGCACACAUUCACUCCUUUUCCAUCCAGCUUGCCCCAGACGCCGCUCAUGCCGCCCUCUGCACCUCCCAUGGUGCGUACCCCAGCCCAAAAUUUUGACAAGUACGCUCCCAAAUUAGACAACCCUUACUUUCGACAUUCCAACUUCUUUCCAACCUAUCCUCCAGCAAUGCCUGGAAUGCCACCCAUGCUUCCACAUUCAGGUCCCUUUGGGUCACUUCAGGGAGCAUUUCAACCGAAGACUUCAAACCCUAUUGAUGUAGCAGGUAGACCAGGCACAGUCCACCAUACGCUGCUGCAGAAGACUCCAGGGGUGUCAGACCCUUACAGGCCUCCAGUAAGAGUAAGUAAGAAACCCGGGAAGUGGUGUGCGGUUCAUGUACAGAUCGCCUGGCAGAUCUACCAUCACCAGCAAAAGAUAAAGCAAAUGCAGCUGGAUCCCCACAAGCUAGAGAUAGGUGGUAAACUUGACCUGUUCAGCAGACCUCCUGCCCCUGGAGUGUUUCCAGGCUUCCAUUAUCCACAGGAUCUUGCCAGGCCUCUGUUUUCUACCACAGGUGCGACACAUCCAGCCACCACCCCUUUUGGUCCUUCACCUCACCACAGCAGUUUCCUGCCUACUAACCACUUGGCAGAUCCAUUUAGCAGGUCAAGCACCUUCAGCGGCCUUGGGAACUUAGGCAGCAAUGCCUUUGGAGGAUUAGGCAGUCAUGCUCUGACUCACAACAACAUUUUUACUCACAAAGAUGGCCCAAACCUGCAGAAUUUCAAUAAUCCCCACGAGCCAUGGAAUAGACUCCAUCGGACCCCACCAUCCUUCCCAACGCCUCCACAGUGGCCCAAGCCCACCGAUUCUGAACGAAGCUCCUCAGUGACAAACCAUGACAGAGACAGGGAGCGGGAGCGAGAGCCUGAGAAGAGGGAUCUUUCUCUGAGUAAAGACGACAGAGACAAAGAAAGAGACCUCAUGGAUAAAAACAGACAUUCAAACAGAUCCUCACCGGCAUCGGCUCCAGUGACACAUCAGAUAAGCAAUCUCAUCCGCAGCAACAGCCAAACCUCCAGUGAUCCCAUCAGACAGGUUAGCCUCGGUGAAAGGGAAAGGUCCAAAGAACCCGAGCGAGAGCACCCUGACCGGCUGAGAGAGCCGCCCAUAGCAGAACACAAGAUUAAAGAGAGCCGUUCCCCAGUGAAGGAAACUCCAAGCCAUGAUAAGAGACCCUCUGAGGACAACACAAAGCCAGUAAUCCAGUCUGUAUCCCCAUACAGCAAACCUGCACUAAGUGAGAGCUUGAAGCUUACCAAUCUAAUGAGCAAGGACAUGGAGAGAAAGACAGACCUUCCCAGCGACCUCCAGAAGAUUAAGAAUGACAUCAAGGUCAAAGAGGAGAGGAAGGAAGACAGUGAUGUGCUGGUGGUAGGGUCUGAGCCUUCACAGCACUCCCGAUCAGUGGAGCAUCCCCCACCACCUACUUUGCAUGGAUUAUCAUUGCCUCACUCAAUGGCUGCCUCUAUGCCCAUCUCCAUGGGCAGCGUGCACCAGAUGAACAACAUGAAUGUUCUGGACCGCAGCAGAAUGAUGACCCCGCUCAUAGGCAUGAAUCCUUUGUCAGGAAGAGAGAGGCUGCCACAUCCUGGAUUCUCUUGGGACCCAAUGAGGGACCCAUUGCGAGAUGCCUACCGGAGCUUAGACCUGCACCGUCGAAUGGACUUUCAGCUCCGGACGGAUCCUAUCCAUAGGUUCCCUACCACCUCUGGAUUUUACGACCAUGAGCGUUCUUACAGAGACAGGGAGCCACACGACUAUAACCAUGAAAACCUUCUUGAAGCCCGCCGAGAGCAGGAGCGGUUGCGGCAAGUGGAGGAAAGAGAGCGCUUGCACUUACGGGAAGAACUUGAGCGUGCCAGAAUGCACCACUUGCACUCGUCCCCCAUCGAAAGUCACCUGGCACACGUGCCAUCCUUCAUGCCUCAUUUAAGCGGGAUGCAUUACCCCAGACUGAGUCCAUCCACUGCCAUGCACAAUGGGAUUUUAAAUAGGAACCCACCAACUGCAGCGCUGAGCGCCCCGCCACCUCUUGUACCAGCGAGCAGCACCAGACCUGCCUCCCCACGCAGGACUACUCCACUCACAAACUCAGAGUCCAGGGACUAUUCCCCCUCUAGGAACCCCAAAGAAGUAGAGGCACGAUAGUCCCCAACAUUGAAUUUUAAACUCGCCUGUAUAUAAAACAACCAACCAACAAACCAACAACAACAAAAAAAACAAACAGGAAAAAAAAAACAAAAAAACAAAAAACAAA
Molecule: messenger RNA, 5031 nt
Organism: Grus americana (Whooping crane)
Lineage: Eukaryota; Metazoa; Chordata; Aves; Gruiformes; Gruidae
Gene: FBRSL1
Product: fibrosin like 1
Exons: 20
Coding region: 921-4922 (1333 amino acids)
Source: RefSeq, a predicted model, not a curated record